UCGUUCUGGCCGUCAGGGCAACACCUAGAAAAAACAUCCCCGACGACGUGCCCGAAGCCCGUAAUAUGGGACAAUUUUAACACUAAAACCAACGCGUUUCGCCACUUUACCCUUUAACACUACUCGGGGAACCCGUUCGGUUGUGAAUUAGUUCGUUUUAACGGUCGUUUGAGCCAUGUCUCGCGGCGCGCUGCAGCCGAGCCAGCAGAAGCUGGCGGAGAAACUGACGAUCCUAAACGACCGUGGCAUCGGGAUGCUCACGCGCAUCUACAACAUCAAGAAGCAAGGACAAGUUUGGAAGGCAUGUGGAGAUCCCAAGGCAAAGCCCUCGUACCUGAUUGACAAAAACCUGGAGUCGGCUGUGAAAUUUAUCGUCAGAAAAUUCCCAGCUGUCGAGACGCGCAACAACAACCAACAGCUUGCACAACUACAAAAAGAAAAGUCAGAAAUACUGAAGAAUUUAGCUCUAUAUUACUUCACCUUUGUGGAUGUUAUGGAAUUUAAGGACCAUGUUUGUGAACUGCUGAACACUAUUGACGUUUGUCAAGUCUUCUUUGAUAUUACUGUAAAUUUUGACCUCACAAGGAACUACCUGGACCUUGUGGUGACGUACACUACACUGAUGAUGCUGCUUUCACGUAUCGAGGAGCGCAAAGCGAUAAUCGGCCUUUAUAACUACGCUCAUGAAAUGACACACGGUUCAAGUGAUCGAGAAUACCCCAGACUUGGACAGAUGAUCGUAGACUAUGAGAAUCCUCUGAAGAAGAUGAUGGAGGAAUUUGUUCCUCAUGGAAAAUCGCUGUCAGAUGCACUGGUCUCCCUACAGAUGGUGUACCCACGCCGUAAUCUGUCUGCCGACCAGUGGAGGAACGCUCAGCUGCUCAGUUUGAUUAGUGCUCCCAGUACCAUGCUCAACCCGGCCCAGUCUGACACGAUGCCAUGUGAAUACCUGUCCUUGGAUACCAUGGAGAAAUGGAUUGUUUUUGGGUUCAUCUUGUGUCACACGGCCCUGAACAGUGACCCAGCGGCUCUCAGCCUGUGGAAGUUGGCCCUUCAGAGCAGCUCCUGUCUCUGUCUCUUCAGGGAUGAGGUCUUCCAUAUUCACAAAGCUGCUGAGGAUCUCUUCGUAAACAUUCGCGGCUACAACAAACGUGUCAACGACAUUCGUGAAUGCAAAGAAUCUGCUCUGUCACAUGCGGGCUUGAUGCACAGAGAACGGCGCAAGUUUUUGAGAUCUGCCCUGAAAGAGCUGGCCACAGUGUUGGCCGACCAGCCCGGAUUACUGGGCCCCAAAGCCCUGUUUGUGUUUAUGGCUCUUUCAUUCGCCCGCGAUGAGAUCAUUUGGCUGCUCAGACACGCAGACAACAUCCAGAAGAAAAGCACAGAUGACUUUAUUGACAAGCACAUCGCAGAGUUGAUCUUCUACAUGGAGGAAUUGAGGGCACACGUGCGAAAGUAUGGACCCGUAAUGCAGAGGUACUACGUGCAGUACCUGUCCGGCUUUGAUGCUGUGGUGCUCAAUGAGCUUGUACAGAACCUGUCUGUCUGCCCAGAGGACGAGUCCAUUAUUAUGUCGUCUUUUGUGAACACUAUGACCUCUCUGAGUGUCAAGCAAGUUGAAGACGGCGAUGUGUUUGAUUUCAGAGGGAUGAGACUGGAUUGGUUUAGACUCCAGGCUUACACCAGCGUGUCCAAGGCCUCACUCGGACUGGCAGAUCACAGGGAGCUGGGCAAGAUGAUGAACACCAUCAUCUUCCACACCAAGAUGGUCGACUCUCUGGUGGAGAUGCUCGUGGAGACUUCAGAUCUGUCAAUUUUCUGCUUUUACAGCCGCGCCUUUGAAAAGAUGUUCCAGCAGUGUCUCGAACUGCCGUCCCAGUCUCGACACUCCAUCUCCUUCCCUCUCCUCUGUACCCACUUCAUGAGCUGCACUCAUGAGCUCUGCCCUGAAGAGAGGCACCACAUCGGAGACCGCAGCCUCUCCCUGUGCAACAUGUUCCUGGAUGAGAUGGCCAAGCAGGCCCGCAACCUCAUCACAGACAUCUGCACCGAGCAGUGCACCCUGAGUGACCAGCUGCUGCCAAAACAUUGUGCCAAAACCAUCAGUCAGGCCGUGAACAAGAAGUCGAAAAAGCAGACGGGGAAGAAAGGUGAACCGGAGAGAGAAAAGCCCGGCGUGGAGAGCAUGAGGAAGAACAGACUCCUGGUCACCAAUCUGGACAAACUGCACACUGCUCUAUCAGAGCUCUGCUUCUCUAUCAACUACGUACCCAACAUGAUGGUCUGGGAGCACACCUUCACCCCACGCGAGUAUCUGACCUCCCAUCUGGAGAUUCGCUUCACCAAGUCCAUUGUGGGAAUGACAAUGUACAACCAAGCCACGCAGGAGAUUGCCAAACCAUCAGAGCUGCUUACCAGCGUCCGGGCCUAUAUGACGGUGCUGCAGUCCAUCGAGAACUACGUGCAGAUCGACAUCACACGAGUAUUUAACAAUGUUCUGCUGCAGCAGACCCAACACCUGGACAGCCAUGGAGAACCAACCAUCACCAGCCUCUACACCAACUGGUAUCUGGAGACUCUUCUGCGGCAGGUGAGCAACGGCCACAUUGCUUACUUUCCAGCUAUGAAGGCCUUUGUGAACCUUCCCACUGAGAACGAGCUCACCUUUAAUGCCGAGGAGUAUUCUGACAUAUCCGAAAUGCGUUCCCUGUCUGAGCUGCUGGGCCCGUACGGGAUGAAGUUCCUCAGCGAGAGCCUCAUGUGGCACAUCUCUUCCCAAGUGGCCGAGCUUAAGAAACUUGUGGUGGACAACGUGGAGGUUCUGACCCAGAUGAGGACCAGCUUUGACAAGCCGGAGCAUAUGGCAGCGCUUUUCAAACGGCUCACAUCGGUUGACAGCGUCCUGAAACGGAUGACCAUCAUCGGUGUGAUUUUGUCAUUCCGCUCUCUGGCUCAGGAAGCCCUUCGAGACGUACUUUCAUGCCACAUUCCCUUCUUGGUAAGCUCUGUGGAAGACUUCAAAGACCACAUUCCUCGUGAAACUGACAUGAAGGUCGCCAUGAACGUGUACGAGCUGUCUUCUGCCGCAGGGCUGCCCUGUGAGAUUGACCCUGCUCUUGUAGUGGCCCUUUCUUCUCAGAAGUCUGAGAACAUCAGCCCAGAGGAGGAGUACAAGAUCGCCUGCUUGUUGAUGGUGUUUGUGGCUGUUUCCAUGCCGACCCUGGCCAGCAACGUGAUGUCGCAGUACAGUCCCGCAAUAGAAGGUCACUGCAACAACAUCCACUGUCUAGCUAAAGCGAUAAACCAGAUUGCCGCUGCUCUCUUCACUAUCCACAAGGGCAGCAUAGAGGAUCGCCUGAAAGAAUUCCUCGCUCUUGCCUCUUCCAGUCUGUUGAAGAUCGGACAGGAGACGGAUAAAACCACUACACGAAACCGGGAGUCUGUUUACUUGCUCCUGGACAUGAUCGUUCAAGAAUCACCAUUCCUCACCAUGGACCUCUUGGAGUCCUGCUUCCCAUACGUCCUGCUCCGGAACGCCUACCACGCUGUGUACAAGCAGUCCGUGUCCUCUUCCGCAUAAGAGAGUACCUGUGCGUAAGCGCUCCGAGGGCCGGAUACUACAGCUCUUAUUCCAUAUUCCUUUCUAGGAUACUACAAUUUUAUUGUCUUACCAGUGCAAGACUUUUUAUGGGAUCAAAUCUUUUAUGACACUGAAUAAUGAGGGGAUAAAAGUUUAUUCACUACUUACACUAAAUGAGUUCGAUCCCAGGGACUAGGACACUAAAUAUCAUUUUGACCAUUUUUUUGGUUUGUUUUCAUUUGCAAUGGUUAAACAUGGAAACAUAAACUAGUUAAUUGUGUGUGUUGGGAUGUCGGGGGGAGGGCAUGGGUGGAUUAUAAAAACUUUACAUCAUGCUAAAUGCUUGUUAAGAUGACAGAUGCCUCUAUGAAACAGUGAUUCUUCUUUUUUUGAUGUUGUUCUUCUAGAUCUAAUAUGUGUGGGUUACUGCGUGCUUUUUCUCUCUCUCUCACUUCCUGUGAAUUUGCAUUUAUUUUUUGUUAAUCUCUUGUGUUCGUUUGACAUAUUUGCCAAAUUAAUGGAUAUAACAGCAUCUCAUUUGGAUGGAAACGGCCGAAUUGUGCAUAACUACAUGUUAUUAAAGCAACCCAGUGUUGUUUGUACAAAGCAUAGUAUAAUUUUUUAACUAACUUUCAUGAUGCCUGCAUCGACUCUCCAUUGUAUCUGUCUGUGAGCUGUAAUAAACAUUCGUACAUAUUUAUUGAAUGUUUAUCAGUUGUUUUACCCUCCUCUCCCUUAAACAGUUUUAUAUGUUUUCAAUUUUUGGAAAUGACAAUGUAUCUUCCAUAACAUGAAUAAACAUCAGGUCAUAUGA
Molecule: messenger RNA, 4394 nt
Organism: Misgurnus anguillicaudatus (oriental weatherfish)
Lineage: Eukaryota; Metazoa; Chordata; Actinopteri; Cypriniformes; Cobitidae
Source: RefSeq, a predicted model, not a curated record